ACUAAAAGCUCGUACGAAGUAUAAUAUACUUAAUAUAAAAUGCUAAGUGGAGUUCUGAGAACGACUAAUAAAUAUGGUUUAUUUGCGGCAAAAAAUUGUAAAAAUGUCUAUAUCAACAUCGUAAACCCCUCAAAAAGAUAUGUCUCUAUAAAAAUAAAACCAGCGAAAUCUAAGGAUCCUGGUGAAAUAAUCAAAUGGAUACUACUGAUGAUUCCUGCAACAUCAUUCGGUCUAGGCUGCUGGCAGGUGUACAGACUCCGAUGGAAACUGGAGCUGAUUGAUAUUAUGCAUGCAAAAUGUAAUGCAGCCCCCAUAGAGCUUCCUAAAGAUUUUGAAGAGCUAAAAAAAAUGGAAUAUCGGCCAGUGAAAGUGAGAGGAGAAUUUUUGUAUGACAAAGAAGCCUUAAUUGGCCCUAGAGCACUAGUAGAGAAUGAUGUAAUACUCCCAAGGACGGGAUCCCUUGUGUCUGAUCCCAAAAAAAAUCAGGGUUGGCUUGUUAUUACGCCAUUCAGGUUAGCCGACACAGGAGAGGUCAUACUUAUAAAUCGUGGCUGGAUUCCCAGUCAUCUCCGUCCCAGAGAGAAAAGAGAAUCAUCUAUGGUGAAGGGGGAAGUUGAGCUGACUGGAGUGGUUAGACUUACUGAAAAUCGGGGCCCAUUUAUGCCCAAAAAUAACCCAGUCAAAGGAUCUUGGUUCUAUAGAGACUUGGAGCAAAUGAGUCAUUAUUUCAACAGUAACCCAGUGUGGCUUGAUGCUCAGGGAAUUCCCGACCCACCCGCAGGAUGGCCUCUGCCUAACCAGACAAGAGUUACUCUACGCAAUGAACAUUUCUCCUACCUUGUUACUUGGUACCUGUUAUCUGCAUUUACAGGAGCUAUGUGGCAUCGUUACUUUAUAAGAAAAUUACCGCUUUUAUAAA
Messenger RNA from Aricia agestis (brown argus), 919 nucleotides. It is a transcript of the gene Surf1, whose product is annotated as surfeit locus protein 1. Gene Ontology annotation, biological process: mitochondrial respiratory chain complex IV assembly. The transcript has 5 exons. Gene Ontology annotation, cellular component: mitochondrion; membrane. The record is from RefSeq and is a predicted model, not a curated record. The coding region runs from base 40 to 918 and encodes 292 amino acids. Lineage: Eukaryota; Metazoa; Arthropoda; Insecta; Lepidoptera; Lycaenidae.